Molecule: messenger RNA, 361 nt
Organism: Aspergillus welwitschiae
Lineage: Eukaryota; Fungi; Ascomycota; Eurotiomycetes; Eurotiales; Aspergillaceae
Exons: 1
Coding region: 102-317 (71 amino acids)
Source: RefSeq, a predicted model, not a curated record
GUCCAAAGGCUUUUUUCUCUGUCCAUCCUGCAUAUCACUAGCUCCACUUCUGGAACGCUGCUUCCUGCUCCCCGGUUGUUUCGUCGUCCCUUAAUGGAUGGAUGAGUAGGCCCCUAAGCACACCAUCUCUCUAUGUCUCUUUGCUCACAUUCCAGUCAGAAGGAAGGAAAAAUGAAUAUUAUGUUUUUUUUUUCUUUUUCUUUUUCCUGCUCAUGGACUCUGGAAGUCACUUCCGCCCCUCUCUCCCCUCUUUUGCUUUCUCUCUGUCUCUCUCUCUCGCCCUUGUGAAAUCUGUGCGUGCUAGAAGCUUCGAUUAGCGAAAGGAUCGUCAGAACAAGGAAAAAUAACUGAACCCAGAACA